Messenger RNA from Colletotrichum phormii, 3210 nucleotides. RefSeq lists its product as uncharacterized. Lineage: Eukaryota; Fungi; Ascomycota; Sordariomycetes; Glomerellales; Glomerellaceae. The record is from RefSeq and is a predicted model, not a curated record. The coding region runs from base 1 to 3210 and encodes 1069 amino acids. The transcript is spliced from 2 exons.
AUGGGAAUUCAACAGGGAACCAGGGACACACCCAAAAACGCGUUUUCUCAAAGUAGUCCAUCGAGUAGCUCGGAACAGUCCAUAACAUCUACUCCCUUUGGUAUUCGCAAUGGAGCUCCUAUUUCUCGGAAGCUUGUGAAAAUUCCCAAGGAUCAACAAGCAAUAUUUUCAGACCCUGAAGGCCCGUGGAUCUCAGCUCUCAAGAACAACUCACAGCAGAAUACCGCCAGAGUCCCGCCAAAGGUCCUUGAACAAAUUAAAUAUUUUCAUACCUCUCGGACACUGCCGCCACCUGCUCAGAAGCCGAAUGUGCCUCUUUCCAGUGGGCCAACUGCAUCAGUCUCAGUCUCCGAGAACACAUCCAACGAUCAGCAGGAAGAUGAAUCAGACUCUGAGCCAGAAGUGCCCGUCAGCUCCUGGGCGGAGUCUCCUCCACGACCACCCCGAAGAGAGCUGCAAGAGACUCCCUCUCCAGCGCCAUCCAUCAGGUCACAGAUUAUGACCCAAGACCAGUCUGGUAUAGGAAGAAUUAUCUCCCAGUCUCCACCACCUCAGACACGAAGCAGCCCUCAGAUACAGUCUUCACCACCGAUUGUCCCAGCAACUAAGCGACAGACAUCGCCUCCUACAGGCGUUAAACGUCGCCUCCAGCUUGACGCAUUCCCGUCCAGCAGUGCCGGUGUGGAAGACGAGCUGGAAAUCGCUAUCCCUGAGGCUCUUUGCGAAGCAACACCGCCUAUCAACAGAAGAGCCGCGCGUUUGACUCCUGCAUCCCAGGCCGCCACCAGUCCUCCCUGUGGCCAAGGCAGCAUGGUUCCGUCUACCUACAAAGACAUUAAGAGCUCCGACAAGGUGGAAGAACCAGUCUACAAGAAAAGACGGAUGAAGGCAGUCAAUAUGAGCCAGAGCUCCCAAGAAGUUGAACAGGAGGACACUUCUGCAGAAAUCGACCGACAAUCUGUAGCACCGCUUCCUCAAACCCGUCAAGGGGCUCUACAGACAUCUUCAGGCUCUCCACUUACGUCAGCACCUCUUGUCACUGACGAGCAACCGAAACUGGGAACAGCCAAGGUCGUCAAAGAUACCCCGAGUCUUUCUGGAACUGCCAGUCUUGUUCACAGGGCAGACGAGACGUCUCACCCAGAUCCUAAGCCCUCGGGAGCACACGUUCGAGCAACUCUCGAGAGUGGGAGGAAGGUGCAAGGCAAUGUUUCUCUGACCACACUUGGAGUCUCGACUGCGCCUUCGGAAGCACACAUUCAACCAUCCAUCGAAAAGAGGAGCAAGGUGAACGACGAUGUUUCACUGGCCACGCGUGGAGUAUCGUCUGAGGGCGGUAGCCUGAAAUUCUCAAAGGAAGAGGUCCAGCGGCAGAAGGCAAUAUCGUAUCUCAACGAAGCUUGGAAACAGCAUGGUCUCGAUUGGAUCCCGACCGCUUUCCAGCACCUCCGGUCAACUCUGACGGUUCAGAGCCUUCGGGUUUUGAUAAACGUCACUCAUCAGGCAUCAAAGAACGGUAUACAACUCUCAGAGCUGUGGUCGAAGCCUGAUGGCCCGCUUUAUAAAGCGGCUUCGAACCUUGCAGACGGCAAACUCAUCUUCUCCGAAGAAGUCGCCGAGGCAUCGCUUUCUUUGUUCGAGGCAGAGAAGUCGAAAGCGGCAAAGGCUCGAGGCACAGCCUCGGGUGAAGGGAGGCCAGCACCCGCCGAGGGCUCAUCAAGGCCCGCAAGCCGUCAGGGAACAGUAUCCCAAGUGGCACCCGUCAAUCCCUCGCCUCCAACAUCACCCAGCGCAAUGCAAGGCGUACAGCCGACUGCUAGUCCGCAGGUGCUUCAAGACAGUCGAUAUCAAACAUUCGAUGCCCAUCACCGACCGCAGGGCUUAGUCGCGAGGCCCUCUUUUGCACAGGGGCCGUUGGAAGCCUUCCGCUACGCAUACCCCUCCUUCUCGGGCAGCGUAGGUGACUUUGUGAAGGCUUGUUUCACGAUCAAAGACCUGCGUCGGAAACGGCUGCUUCCCAAGUGGCUCUACGACGACUUCAUCCGCGCCUUCGUGGACGGCUUCGUCCCUUACAUCCAAACCCUGGACGACGACGAGGAGCCGCUCUCGGCAUAUCAGUGGUACGUCGAGUACGUGGACCGGCCAGCAUAUCAGGGCGGCGUCGUGACACGCGAAAACCUGUACCUAGUCCUGAAGAUCUACAACAGCGGAUUCAAAUCGGCAAGGGAGUCUGUGUUGGAGAGCGGAACCCCGUUUCCAGAAGUUGCACAGAGGCGUCUCUCUGAGCAAUCAGCAGCGUUGAACAUGAGCGUGGGUCCCGAUACGCCAGUUGCGCAGAAGAGCAACCCCACCCCGAAACCUCAUCUGGAGACUCGCGCCUCGGGCGGCACGCCCAGCAAGCGCGCCCUCUCUGCGGCGCAUGCAUCCCCUGCGGAACAGCUGAUUCCGUCAAAGACAAACGUCAGCGGCCAUGGUGGCCAGCAGCCUGUUGAUGAAGCUCAUACUCACAAUGCCGCGCCUCCUGCGCCGAACUUGCCCCUUGCGAAUGGGGACAAGGGCAAACAGCGAGCGACAAACAACGCGGCAUCAAGCCCUCGGAACCCUCCGGCAUCUGCCCCGGCCAUUCAACGACACACAAACGCUCUGCAGGACGACGAAGACGUCACAUUCCUAUCUAGUACCCCGCGCCCUCGUACCGCAAACCCUUUGAAGGAAACCAUCAAGAAGGAAACCAACACUAACGGCACCACCACCACCACCACCACGCCGUUGCCGCAGAAGGCAGCACCCAACCCACUACUGUCCGAGCAGCAGAGAGUCCCUUCAUCCUCGAAGCCCACCAAGGACGCCAUCAUCGCAGAGACCCCGCCGCGCAAGACAGCCGGCCCGCCCAAACGGACUACCCAGCACCCAGCGGUACGCCGGAGCCUGCCGGCCUCGUUCUCCGACGGCCUCCGCCCGCCUCCCGCUUCGAUGCCGAUCAAGGCCUCAGUACCACUGACAACCAGCCCGGCGGCGAGUCCGGCGCCGAGCGGCACACCAAAGAGCUCGUUGACUUCCUUUUUCCAAGAGAGCCGCGUGAAGAAACCCAAACAGAAGACGGCCGUGACGGAGCAGGAGAGAAGGAAGUUGGCCGUGGCCAAGAUGGAGAGGAUGGCCAGGGAAGGACGGUAUAAGUCACCGUCCAGCACGAUGCCUCCCAGGUCUUGA